This is a messenger RNA of Blepharisma stoltei, 678 nucleotides long. Lineage: Eukaryota; Ciliophora; Heterotrichea; Heterotrichida; Blepharismidae. The record is from the annotation of a GenBank genome assembly.
AUGAGCGAAACAAAUUUUCAGUAUGGGACAAAUUUUACUUCAGUAAGAGUACACUAUGCCCCUGGAGGUUACUCCAAUCUAAAAUUAGACUGAUAUGAGCCUGAACCAAAACCUAAAAAGUUACCAAAAACACAAAAAUCUAAUGAUAUUCCAAUAAGACCUCCAAUAUCUCAAUCCCCAGACAGAGAUUGGACAGAAUCUCCAAUAUGAAAAGAUGACACAGAUUAUGGACAAAUUUAUGCAAACAACAUCGACAAUAUUUUUCAAAAAAAUUACCCAAAAAUGAUUUUCUCACGAAAUGAAUCAGCAGAAUCUGCAUAUCAGCUUCAGACUCCCCAAAAGAGUUUCAAGUUCCAAGACUAUAAAACACCUUACAACUGGCGGCAUUUUCGUUCUGAAACUCCUCCAGAAUACAGAAUAAGGCAAUCUCUUGAAACGAGGUUCAAAAACUCCCCUGAUCCUUAUCCCUGCCAGAAAUUGGAGCAAAAGCCUGCAUUCGAAUCCCCAAAACCAAGAAUAAAAUCAAAUGACCCUUUUAAGAAUAAUAGCUCUUCUUAUUCCUCAACCGGAGAAUACCUCUUAAAAAAUAACAAUUUUCAUGGCGAAAAUGAAAAAAAUUUAAGAAGCUCUUAUCUUGAACCUCCCAAAAGACUUAAUUCAUUCAAGCUAGGCUGAUAA